AUUCUGUCUCAACCUAAUGUCACCACACCACUCCAUCAGUAACCAUGCAGCUCCCCCAUCUCAACCGUCCAUCCUCGUUUCACCUCCCAAAUCAACCUCCAUCUCACCGUCGAACCUCAAAACCUCUCUGUAUGCCGCACAUCUGAAAAUUUCCCGGCGGCUAUUAUACCGUGUGCGUUGGUUGUAGUAGUAAUCCGUACCUAUUUAUUGUCUUUCUUCCUGGCUCUGUGAAUUCCGUUCCGGGAGAGAGAGAGAGAAAGAUUCUUAGACAGAGAAAGCGGAGAGAGAGAGUAAUCGUGGGAGUGGAAUGUCGAGUCCAGAGGCAAAAUUGGGGAUGCAAGUGGAGGAUCUGUGGGACAUGAUAUUAGAGCCACAACUAAGUCCUACUGAAAAGCUCAACGCCUGCUUCGAGAGCAUCCCCGUCUCUGCUUUUCCUCCCGCUCCUUCUUCUCAAGUUAUUGAGAUAAAUUCAGAUGCUAGCCUGGCUGAAGCGGUCCAGUUGAUGUCCGAACACAAAGUUCUUAGUGCGCCAGUUGUGGAUGUGGAUGCGCCCAAGGAUGCUAGUUGGAUUGACAGAUAUAUAGGCAUUGUUGAGUUUGUGGGCAUUGUCGUAUGGAUUCUGCAUCAGUCUGAAAAGGAAGAUGGAUCUGAUGGCUUAGAGUUACCUAACGGUGAACCUGAGUUUAAAAUUGGGCCUGCUGUUGCAGCUGCAGUUAGCGGAGUGUCUUCUCCUAGAAAACGUGGAAACUUAAGCCCUAGAUCUGCCGCAAUAAUUUCUGGAAAGUUUUUCGAGGCCCUGACUUCUUCCGACUUCUAUAGAAACACAAAGGUUCGCGACAUAUCAGGGUCUUUCCGAUGGGCACCAUUUCUUGCUUUGCAGAAAGCUAACUCCUUUUUGACCAUGCUUUUGCUACUAUCAAAGUACAGAAUGAAGAGCAUUCCCGUGGUGGAUCCAGGGGAAGGGAAGAUUGAUAACAUCAUUACACAGUCUGCUGUUAUCCACAUGUUAGAGGAAUGUUCUGGUCUUCAUUGGUUUGAAAGCUGGGGCACUAAAAAACUUUCUGAACUUGGUCUUCCUUUGAUGAAGCCCAGUCGUAUCUUUAAGGUCUAUGAGGAUGAAACAGUACUGCAGGCAUUUAAACUGAUGAGAGAAAAGGGAGUUGGUGGGGUACCAGUGGUUGAAAGGGGUGGAAGGAAGGCAGUUGGUAACAUUAGCAUCAGAGAUAUCCAAUUCCUUCUGAUUGCCCCAGAGAUCUACAAUAACUACAGAUCUAUCACGGCAAAGAAUUUCCUGACGGCAGUUAGAAGCUACCUCGAGGAGCAUAAAGAGCCAUCACCAUUAUUGAACGGCAUGGUGACGUGCAAAAGAGAGAACACAAUAAAAGAAGUAAUUGCGAUGCUCGACUCCAAGAAGAUCCAUCGGAUUUAUGUCGUGGACGAUGAUGGGAAUCUGGAGGGGGUGAUCACUCUCAGAGACAUAAUCUCAAAGCUAGUACACGAGCCUCGGGGUUACUUUGGCGAUUUCUUUGAUGGUGUUUUGCCACUGCCAGAGAACAGCAGGGUUUGAAAUGUACCAUAAGUUUUCGGUUCUCAUGCCCACUGAUGACUGAUGGACUCUUAGUUAUUGACCUGUUUUUUUGUGUGUGAUCUCUGUGACAGUUUAACUGGAGGCUGGUAGGAGGUGGUGUGUCACACAGGGAAAGAAGCUCUUUGUAAUUGUUGUGAGAGAAACUCCUCCAGUGCGCGCCCUUUUGUAGAUAAAAUAAAAUAAUGGAAGUUCUCUUCUUGUGUGCCUCGUA
Rhododendron vialii is the source of this 1799-nucleotide messenger RNA. RefSeq names its product SNF1-related protein kinase regulatory subunit gamma-1-like. Lineage: Eukaryota; Viridiplantae; Streptophyta; Magnoliopsida; Ericales; Ericaceae. The transcript is spliced from 6 exons. The record is from RefSeq and is a predicted model, not a curated record. Bases 308 to 1567 code for a protein of 419 amino acids.